AUGGGGUACCUGGGGUCUUCUGCUCUGGCAAUAGGGGCCUUUGCAGCGGUUCUGCUGGCCAUUAUAAUUGCGUUUCACGAUUUGGCUCUUGAAAAACUCAGAAAGUACUGCACCCCAACGGCCCAAGAAGCAGAGUGGGCUGCUGCUUAUGUUGAAAUUGAUGAAGAAGACGUUGACGUCCUCGACUAUGGGGAAGAACGACUCGGGGCGUGUACGUUGUUGUAUGUGUAUGUGUGUGUUGGGGUAUGGUGGUGUCGGGGGGUGAGUGGGUGGGGCGCAGAGAGUUUCCUGGAGGAACCCGAAGGUCAUUUGCUCACGGGCCUGUGGGACGGUCGCAUC
Molecule: messenger RNA, 339 nt
Organism: Eimeria maxima
Lineage: Eukaryota; Apicomplexa; Conoidasida; Eucoccidiorida; Eimeriidae
Exons: 3
Source: RefSeq, a predicted model, not a curated record